This is a messenger RNA of Striga asiatica, 471 nucleotides long. Lineage: Eukaryota; Viridiplantae; Streptophyta; Magnoliopsida; Lamiales; Orobanchaceae. The record is from the annotation of a GenBank genome assembly.
AUGGAAGCCUCCAAUUAUUUCAGAACUGCCUCUAAUCAUAAUGUACUGUUUUUUUACACUGAGAGAGAGGUGUGCAGGAGACAUAAAAGAUUCCAAUUUAAUAGCAGUUGGGUGGAGAUGGAGGGUAUCCAAGAAGCUGUGAAGGAUGGGUGGCAGGUAAGAGUGGAGGGGUCUGUUAUGUUUCAAGUUCAUCAAAAAAUCAAGCAUACCAGAAUGGCUCUUCUGGCUUGGCACAAACCGAGCCACAGAAAUAGUGAGAGGGUUAUAAAAGUUCUGACAGAGAAGCUGGCGGAGAUGAGAUACACUUUCCAGUUUGUUGUUGAGGUUAAAUUUGUGAAGAUCACCAUAAGAAAUGGACAAAGCACAAGACUGAGUGAGCCUAAUUGGGUGCAAGGGCUCAAGGGAGUAAAGCCUGUGCUUAGAGUGGGAAUUGAUGGGAAUAUAUUCAGGGUGAAGGACUUGCUUAUGGCU